Solea senegalensis (Senegalese sole) is the source of this 1267-nucleotide messenger RNA. It is a transcript of the gene polr1e, whose product is annotated as RNA polymerase I subunit E. Gene Ontology annotation, biological process: transcription elongation by RNA polymerase I; RNA polymerase I preinitiation complex assembly; nucleolar large rRNA transcription by RNA polymerase I. Lineage: Eukaryota; Metazoa; Chordata; Actinopteri; Pleuronectiformes; Soleidae. Bases 8 to 1267 code for a protein of 419 amino acids. Gene Ontology annotation, cellular component: RNA polymerase I complex. Gene Ontology annotation, molecular function: DNA binding. The record is from RefSeq and is a predicted model, not a curated record. The transcript is spliced from 12 exons.
GCGACACAUGUCAACAAACAUGGCUGGCUCCUGCUCGCUCGUCUGCUGUGGAGACGAAAGAGAAGACGAUAAAGCAGUUAUAGUCCGCUUUUCAAAUGGCAGCAUCAAAAAUGCAGACAAAUUGGACUUUUCAAUGUACAGGAGUGCAGAUAAGAAGAAUCCCAGAAAGAAAAACAGACAGAUAUUGGUUGCUGAAUCAGAUAGACUAAGCUAUGUUGGGAAUAAUUUUGGAGCGGAGUCACUGAAAUGCAAUAACCUUUGCAGAUAUUAUGUGGGUGUGUUGAACAAAAAGACCAUGCAGAUGGAGGUGCACAGUGCUCAGCUCUUUAAUAUGCAACCUGUUAUAGCAGGGGAGAUGGACACUACAACAUCCCAGGACACCACUCAAACCUUCAGAGACAAGGUUGACUCGUUGAUUGAAGCGUUUGGCACCAACAAACAGAAGAGAGCUUUGAGCUCCCGCAGGCUGAAUCAGGUGGGAAGUGAUACCCUGCACCAAGCAGUGGCUAAGGCUGCCAGCACUGUGAUUGACCAAAAGGGUCUGGAAGCGCUGCAACAAGAAGUUGCUGAGACAGAGGCCCAAGGAGAUCUGGCUCUCCAUCUGCCUCCAUGCAAUGGAAACGCACACAAACCUGAGAAUGUCUACUCAUUUGAUGAUCUCCUGAGUCCAGCUGAGUUUGAUGCUUUGGAGGAGGCUGGCUCUAAGAUGGCAGCACUCACACCUGAGGAGUUGCAGCAGAUGAGAGAUGAUGGAGGGAAUUUGUGUGUUCUGAAGCACCUGGAGAAAAUGCCUACACUAGAUGAUGCCAGAGAUAAAAUAGUACGAUGUGCCUUUUACCUUUCUCUGAUCUUGAAACUUGCGCGACAGAAGAGCAUCACUCGCAAGUUUGGGCAGGAGGAAGGCUGCCCACGAAUCAUUCAGAACAAACUGUUCAGAACAUUCACUGUGGAGUCUUUCAGCAAUCGCAGGGUCCUGAACAUUGUGUCAUCAUCAAUGCGAGCCAAAUUAGCAGCUUAUUCCCUGGCCCUGCUGCUGCACAUGGGUAACAUGACUGUGGACCUUACAUUACUGCACCGUGAUCUGUCAAUCACAGAGGCCAGGGUGAUAGAAAUUGCCAAGUCAAUGGGAUUGACCCUAAUGAGACCAACCCGGGCAAAAGCUGACAAGGCUGUACUGCGAGACGAACACAAGGAGGCAUCUCUUCUUCUACCUCUGGUCAAAUACGAUCAGUCCACAGAAAGGCGUAAACGCAAGAAAAUGCACUGA